GUCACAAAUUACUGAGAAAACAGAAAAUGAAGAAGAAUGCCAGGUACGAGUCUUGGACAAGCCAGACAAGUGGUGUAUCUAUAGGGUUCCCAGUAAACUCCGCAAAGUAAAUGAAGCAGCAUACACUCCUCAAUUACUAUCAAUUGGCCCUUUCCACCAUGGCAAACCAGAACUCAAGGACAUGGAGACCCAUAAAAAGAUAUAUUAUGAGAAUUUUCUUGCACGUUUUAAGAAGAGUGACGAUGAACUAAAGCAAUUCAUCAAGACUCGUCAAGAAAAUAUUCUUCGUUGUUACGCAGGGACCAUUGAGCUUAACAAAGACUUCGAAGAGAUAAUUGCCGUUGAUGCGUGCUUCAUCAUUGAGCUAUUUUUAAUGAACUUCAACGAUCCAAAAAAUCAUGAAAAUGAUUAUAUAUUGAGAUCACCAUGGCUCAGGAAAGCUGUAGAGCAGGACUUGAUACUGUUUGAAAAUCAGCUUCCUUAUUCUCUUCUUCAAGAACUAUAUCAGAACUUUGCUGUGCCUCCCUCUUCCAAUUUCCAACCUUGGAAAGAAGUACAAGAACAGGCUGAUAGACAGAGCAGUACCAAUCAUGACUUGCCGCACUGCUCGCCUUGCUGCGGGCAUUGCUUGCCUUGCUGCUGGUGGAUUCCUUCCAAGGAUCAUUCCAUAGAGAUUGUCCAAGUCGAACCUGAUAAUGAUGAUCCCCUGCUUAAGCUUACCUAUGAGUUCUUCAAAGAUUAUAGUAGGGGAAAAUCCGUCAAGAAUGGAGUAAGACCGAAACAUUUCACUGAUUUGGUUAGGCAUUUUCUACGUCCUGACAAAGAAAUGGUUUUUAAACAUAGUAGUACUCCAAUAAAAAAUAUAUAUGCUGCAAGGAAGCUGAAGGCAUCAGGGGUGAAAUUUAGGCCACUUAAAGAUGGCCACUUUAUCAUAGAAAAAGACGAGGCCACUAAAUGUAAGCUCAACUUAGCGUGUUUUAUAAAUAUGGACUUGAAGCUUACACAAUUUUGUGUCAAGGAUGAGACAGAAUGCGUUAUUCGAAACAUCAUGGCCUUGGAGCAGUUUUUAUACCCAAACAAGCCUUAUAUCUGCAAUUACUUUUUGCUUAUGGAUCAACUUGUGGACAUUGUGGAAGAUGUGGAUUUGCUGGUUGAGAACAAAGUUAUUCUUAACAUGCUAGGCAGCAAUGAAGCAGUGGCGAAACUGGUUAAUAGACUUUGCGAGCAGAUCAUGGACGAUAAAUCCUGCUAUUUUGAUAUCUGUGAGCAGCUUAAUAAGCACCAUGAGAAUUUUUGGAACCUUCAUGUCGCCACUCUGAAACGAGUUUACUUCAAGGAUCUGUGGACAGGCAGUUCAACUGUAGUUGGAGUUUUCGUCCUGCUUUUCUCAAUCAUUGGAACCAUUAAGUCUCUCAUGUCGUAAGCUUUAAGCUCGUUCAACUCGUGAUUCUUAA
Prunus mume (Japanese apricot) is the source of this 1454-nucleotide messenger RNA. RefSeq names its product UPF0481 protein At3g47200-like. NCBI's taxonomy places the organism in Eukaryota, Viridiplantae, Streptophyta, Magnoliopsida, Rosales, Rosaceae. The record is from RefSeq and is a predicted model, not a curated record.